AUGACUAGAAGGUUGGAUCGAAAUCACAAUCACAGAAGUUUUGCCUCCGUCGCGGAUCUUGAAGCACUCCCUAGGGUGGGACAGCAGCUCCACGGCUUCACUUUGAAGCGCCUCAAACAAGUUCCCGAACUUGAAAUCACUGCCUUGCAUCUGCAACAUGAGAAGACAGGCGCCGAAUACCUCCACAUUGCGCGAGACGAUUCCAACAAUGUCUUCUCGAUCGGCUUCAAGACAAAUCCGCCUGAUGCAACCGGUGUGCCGCAUAUCCUAGAGCACACCACGCUAUGUGGUAGUAAGAGAUAUCCCGUUCGCGACCCCUUCUUUAAGAUGUUGCGUCGAUCACUGUCGAACUUCAUGAACGCUUUCACCUCCUCCGACCAUACGUCUUAUCCUUUCGCUACGACAAAUGCGCAAGACUUCAGAAACCUAAUGUCUGUUUACAUGGACGCCACACUACAUCCUUUGCUAAAAUCCAGCGAUUUCACUCAGGAAGGUUGGAGAAUAGGUCCGGCGAAUCCAUUGGCAGACACGAAUGAGACUGAUACUGCAAGCAAUGACUUAGUCUUUAAGGGUGUAGUCUACAAUGAGAUGAAGGGGCAGAUGUCGGAUGCGAGCUAUCUAUACUAUAUCAGAUUUCAAGACCACAUGUUUCCUGCCAUCAACAACUCCGGUGGCGAUCCUCAGCAUAUAACCAGCCUUACAUGGGAGCAGCUAAAGCAGUUUCACGCCGAUCACUACCACCCGAGUAACGCGAAGAUCUUCACUUAUGGAAAUAUGCCUCUAGUAGAGCAUUUGAAAGAAAUCAAUGAGCGCUUGAGCCCAUUUGAUCGGAUAGCUGUUGACAACGAUGUCAAGUCACCCAUCAGCCUAGAGGCUGGGCCACUGUACAUCACUGUGAAAGGACCAACAGAUCCAUUAACACCUCCGGACAUGCAGAACAAGACCUCCAUCUCGUGGAUUAUGGGAGACUCGACGAACAUAGUCGAGUCAUUCUCACUAGGCGUUCUCUCGUCUCUACUCCUGGAUGGUUACGGGUCACCUCUUUACCGCGGACUGAUCGAGACUGGUCUUGGCACUGACUGGAGCCCGAAUACCGGGUUUGAUAAUGCUGGUAAAACUGGGGUCUUCUCAGUUGGCCUCAACGGGGUCAAAGAAGACGACAUAGCCAAGGUCAAAGAAGCAAUAUUCGCCACAUUGGAAGAUGUCCGAGAGAAAGGCUUCGAUGAGAUCAAAGUGAAUGGUAUUCUACAUCAGUUGGAACUCGGCCUCAAGCACAAGACGGCGAACUUCGGGAUGGGUGUUAUGCAAAGGCUCAACACCGGGUGGUUCAAUGGAGUCGACCCUCUUGCAAGUCUAGCAUGGAACGAUACUGUUGCAGCUUUCAAGACAGAAUAUGCGAAAGGAGGGUAUCUGGAAGGACUUGUCGACAAAUACUUGUUGAACGACAGGACCCUGACAUUCACGAUGGAGCCUUCCGAAGUCUAUGGAACCGAGCUGGCGCAAGAAGAACAUGAUAGAUUGGCGUCAAAGAUAUUAGAGACAACGAAGAGCUUCAGCAGCGAGGAAGAUGCUCACAGAUAUCUCAAGGAGCGCGAGAUUGAACUUCUUGAAGUUCAAGAGAAAGCAAGAGGAGAAGACUUGAGCAGUCUUCCCACUGUUCAUGUGAAAGAUAUUCCAAGAGCGAAGGAGCAGAAGACUAUAAGAGAGUCUACAGUGGACGGUAUAAAAGUUCAAUGGCGAGAAGCAGAUACCAAUGGCCUCACAUACUUUCGCGGCGUUAACACUUUUGAUGGACUAUCGGACAGUCUACGAGAGUUGAUGCCGCUGUUUAGCGACUCCAUUAUGAGACUGGGCACCAAGGAUAAAUCCAUGGAGCAGUUGGAAGAACUCAUCAAGCUGAAUACUGGCGGCAUAAGUAUUGCAUAUCAUUCUGCGACGUCACCUAAUGACACUCAGACCGUUCAAGAGGGUUUGGCGUUUUCUGGUUAUGCGUUGGACCAGAACAUCAUCAUAGAGACAGAUUUCGAUAGUGUCGAGGCCGAAAGAAAGAUUCGACAGUUGCUUCAAGCGUCCGCCAGUGGAGCGAUCAAUUCUAGGUUCACAGAGGCUGGCUUGACUCCAGGCGGAAAGUUCGCUGAGCAGACAGGUGCUUCGAGAUUAGGAUCCGAGUCCUUUGGCGAUAUCAUUCGCAAGCUCAAGGCGAUCCAGUCAUUUGCAAUCACUAACACAAGCUCCCUACGCGUCGCUCUUACGUGCGGAAAAGAGAGCUCGACCAACAAUGAAGCAGCAUUGCAACACUUUCUCUCUUCGCUCCCACGCACAAGACAAAGUCUUGAGUCUACCCGCGCUCAACAGAGCUUUCCGCGCAACACCAAAUCGUUUUUCCCUCUUCCAUACCAAGUAUAUUACUCGGCCCUCGCCGUGCCCACUGUCCCGUAUGACCAUGUAUCAGGCGCUUCUCUUGCCGUCCUUUCGCAGCUCCUAACGCACAAACAUUUGCACCAUGAAAUUCGGGAGAAAGGCGGAGCUUAUGGAGGGGGAGCCUAUGCUUCUGCUCUCAACGGCGUAUUCGGAUAUUACAGCUACCGAGAUCCCAAUCCUCAAAACACGGUGAAGAUCAUGGGUGAAGCAGGUGCAUGGGCUCGUGAUCAGGAGUGGACGGGUAGUGAUCUGGAAGAGGCGAAGCUCAGCGUCUUCCAAAGCGUUGAUGCACCGAGGAGCGUGAGCGAUGAGGGCAUGUCACAAUUCUUGUCUGGUGUGGACCAAGACAUGCAGCAACGAAGGAGAGAACAGCUCUUGGACGUCAGUAAGCGAGACGUCCAGGAAGCGGCCGAAGAGUUCUUGGUGAAGAGAAUGGGGCGUGAAAGCAACUUAACAGUGUUGGGAGAGAAGAAGCCGUGGGUCAAAGCCGGAGAAGGGUGGGAGGUCCGGGAUCUGAAGAUGGUAGAGAAGGUCGAGAUGGCUGUCGAGCAGAUGGAAACUUCGGCGUCUGCGUAG
Messenger RNA from Pseudovirgaria hyperparasitica, 2997 nucleotides. RefSeq lists its product as uncharacterized. Gene Ontology annotation, molecular function: metal ion binding. Gene Ontology annotation, cellular component: mitochondrial matrix. Lineage: Eukaryota; Fungi; Ascomycota; Dothideomycetes; Acrospermales; Acrospermaceae. Bases 1 to 2997 code for a protein of 998 amino acids. The transcript has 6 exons. The record is from RefSeq and is a predicted model, not a curated record. Gene Ontology annotation, biological process: protein processing.